AUGACGAACUCAGGUACAAUUUUUUUUUCCGAUUGGGAUGGGACAAUCACUCUUCAAGAUUCCAAUGAUUAUCUCACUGAGAACAUUGGAUUUGGUCGUCCCAAACGCUUGGAAAUCAAUGACAGAAUUCUUGACGGGUCAAUGCUGUUUCGUGAUGGAUUUCAAGCCAUGUUAGAUCUGGUGACGACGCCCAUGCCUGAAUGUAUUGACCUUUUGCUUGCCAAUGUUGAUUUGGAUCCUGGAUUUCCUGAGUUUUACAAAUGGGCAACACUGAAAAAUAUUCCCGUGGUAGUCGUCCUGAGUGGAAUGACCCCUAUCAUCAAAGCUCUCCUCACCAAACUUGUGGGUCCGGAGGCAGUUGAUAAUAUUGAAAUUUUAUCUAAUGAUGUCAAGAUCGAGGAAGACGGUCUGUGGGAUAUUGUGUACAAGGAUGACUCCGAUUUCGGUCACGAUAAGUCUAAAUCGAUUCGUGAAUAUUUGGCACGGCAUAAGGUGGACACGAAUUCCACCCUUAUGUUUUACGCUGGUGACGGGGUGUCGGACAUUUCCGCGGCUAAAGAGACAAACUUGUUGUUUGCCAAACAAGGUAAGGAUUUAAUCACUUACGCUAAACGCGAAGGCAUCCCCUAUACGACUUUUACAAACUACAGUGACAUCUUAUCCAAGACGAAGGCCAUCGUCAAUGCUGGUGGAGCUAACAUCAAGGAAUUUCUUGAGAAUUAA
Messenger RNA from Diutina rugosa, 723 nucleotides. Its product is annotated as putative phosphoric monoester hydrolase. The record is from RefSeq and is a predicted model, not a curated record. Lineage: Eukaryota; Fungi; Ascomycota; Pichiomycetes; Serinales; Debaryomycetaceae. Gene Ontology annotation, molecular function: phosphatase activity. The transcript has a single exon. The coding region runs from base 1 to 723 and encodes 240 amino acids.